Molecule: messenger RNA, 270 nt
Organism: Ilyonectria robusta
Lineage: Eukaryota; Fungi; Ascomycota; Sordariomycetes; Hypocreales; Nectriaceae
Exons: 2
Coding region: 1-270 (89 amino acids)
Molecular function (GO): protein binding
Source: RefSeq, a predicted model, not a curated record
AUGCGACUGCUGCUUGCAGUGGAGGGCGUCGAUACGGACGCUAAGAUUGAUACAGGAUCCGGGGAGACGCCGCUGAUGCGCGCGGCGAAGUCGGGGCAUGACGAGGUAGUCGACUUAUUACUAAUAAUAUAUAGGGUUAAUUUGCAGCUAAGGGAUAAUAUAGGCAAUAUACUAUUAUUUCAGGCAGUUUUAGCUGGGUAUAAAAGAGUAGUAGACAUACUAUUAUAUUUAGAGGCUAUUAAUAUAGAAGUAAUAGAUAAUAAUAUAUAA